Messenger RNA from Halteromyces radiatus, 1334 nucleotides. RefSeq lists its product as uncharacterized. The record is from RefSeq and is a predicted model, not a curated record. The transcript is spliced from 9 exons. Lineage: Eukaryota; Fungi; Mucoromycota; Mucoromycetes; Mucorales; Cunninghamellaceae. The coding region runs from base 96 to 905 and encodes 269 amino acids.
UUUUUCUUUUGCUUAUCUUUUUUCUUCCUUUCCUUUUUUUCCCUCUUUCUUUUUUUUAAAAAAAAAAAUUACAUCAAAGAUUUAUAGUACAGAUAAUGACUUACAACCUUCGAUCUAAAAAGAACCAACAACGUAGCCCUUUAUCAACUAUUGACCCAAAUCAGCAACAAGCAAGAAAAAAACGAAAGAAAAACGAACAACCUCAAAAACUGGAGGAUAAAUCAUCAUCAACAACGCCAGCAGGCUCAAUACCACCAGCUUCAUUAACAAUACCUUUUCCGUUAACAACACCAACAUUGCAAAAAGCAAAUGAUAAAUCAUCAUUAUCAUCAUCGAUAACGCCAGCAGACUCAACAAUAUCAGCUUCAUUAACAGCACCGACAUUGCAAAAAUCAAAAGAUACAUCGUUAUCAUCAACAUCAACUCCAUCAACAUCAUCGUCAACUCCAUCAACAUCAUCAUCAACUCUAUCAUCGUCAACAACCCCAUCAUCAUCAACAUCGUCAACAACCCCAUCAAAAUCAACAUCAAAAUCGUCAGCAUCAACUCCAUCAACAUCGUCGCCACCCCCGCCUCCACUUCUAUCCUUUGUUCUCGCUAACAUCGACAACCUUCCCAUCAGAUCACGGCGAUACGUAACGACCGACAAAAACAAGUUACGUUUGAUAAGAGUCAACGAAGUUUGCUAUGGAUUGGGUAUCGACUUUGUAAAUCCUGUGGCCAUUAUUCAAAAGUUUUGUAAAUUUGGGACUACAAGCUUGGAUGACCUUACGAACCGACAUCGAUCUGGCAAACUUAUGUUUUACGGUUACACCUUGACAGACGGCGUUUCCAUCAACUUUCUAUUUGCAAGAUUCUCUACUCCACAUCAACUACAAGUCACUACGGCAAAUUUCAAUUCGUGAAUACCGAACUUGUAUUGGAUUGAUUAGACAGUAACAUUUGGAAACCAAGAAAGCUACGACGAUGGUACUCGAUGAUGGCAGUUGGCUAUGAUCUUAUGCUCGAAAGUGAAGGAAAGCUGGAUAUGCUGCGCGCCCAACUUCAAUCAACGGAAACUACAUGUCAACGAUGGAUGGAUCAGCGCAAGUUAUUACAGAAAACUGAUCAAGCUGUGAUAGGUAAGAAAGAAAAAAGAAGGAGUGAGCAGGUUAUUUUUUUUUUUUUUGAAAAUAGGUUGACCAUUAGGAUCUUUUGGAAUAGAUGUCUUCUAUAUGUAUUUUCUGUAUACAGUGUUAUGUUUAUAGUUUUAGUUUAGUACGUAUUCACUAUACUGUAUAUCUUAGGUUAGCUAAUGAAAUCAAUGAAUAAAAAAAGUUUUGAGUCACUCGUUU